UGUUUUGUUGGGAUAAGAAUUUGCCAGAAGACAGCAAAUAUUACUACAUGUGCGAUGUGUGGGAUACAGUGAAUGAUUAGACAUUUCUUAAUUAUUAAAAAUAUCUGAAACGUUAACAUUUGUUUGUCUUUAACUAUAUUCGAGAGUAUUAUUUAUAGUUAUAUACGAGUAUAUACUAACAAUAGACAGAACAUGGAAAUGGGUUUCCUGGCGCUCGCCGUGCUUUUGUUGAGUUCAGUGUCUCUGGUGAGCUCUCUACGAUGUCACCAAUGUGUGUCGAUCGGGGGUUCCGUUCUCCAUUAUAACCCCAACUGCGUGGAAGCUAGUACUAUCCCCUAUAGGACGUGCUCGGCGGGCAUCAAGUGGUGCUUUACCUCCCGGCAUAUUUUGGAGGAUGGUAGUAAAAAUGCAACUACACGUUCAUGUGCCGACCCAAAACAGAAAUACUUCCCAACCGUUGAGGAGGGUUGCCGACGACGGACGAUCAAUGGCUCGUCGGCAAUCGUGUGUUUCUGCCAAGCAGACCUGUGUAAUCAACAGGACCUCGAGUAUAUGGACAAAAAUCUCCCAGCGUCCGCCAUUGGGUUGUGUCUGAAUUUCGUUGUCUGCUUGCUGUGCAGUUCUUUGGUGGUUUUAAGAAAAUGGUUUAUUUGUUAGAUAUGUGUUUGCUGCUGUUGUUGCUUUCUUGGUCUCAUUUUUGUCUAUUAUAAACUAUAGUGUGAAUGCUUGAAUAAUCCGAGCAUUUUGCUUUUUAUAAACCCUUUUAGGCUUAGGAUAUUUAACUGUAUACGUAUUUACUGUUAAGUUUUGAUUGAUGUUUCAAUAUACAGUUUGUACUCCAACUACUAGUAGAAUUUAAUACAUAUUCUUUAAAAGAUGAAUGUAUAACGUGUUUGUUUAAAAGAACUAGUUUAUAUUAAAGUGGCUUGUUUAGUAUCAAAUGGUGAGGUUUGUGAUACAUUUGUUCAUGUCGUGUUCUUUUGUUAUUAAAAUAGUUAUAAACACUUUG
Molecule: messenger RNA, 1009 nt
Organism: Mya arenaria
Lineage: Eukaryota; Metazoa; Mollusca; Bivalvia; Myida; Myidae
Exons: 3
Coding region: 193-657 (154 amino acids)
Biological process (GO): regulation of synaptic transmission, cholinergic; positive regulation of voltage-gated potassium channel activity; sleep
Source: RefSeq, a predicted model, not a curated record